Messenger RNA from Beta vulgaris subsp. vulgaris (sugar beet), 2010 nucleotides. RefSeq lists its product as uncharacterized. Gene Ontology annotation, molecular function: translation initiation factor activity. The record is from RefSeq and is a predicted model, not a curated record. Gene Ontology annotation, biological process: translational initiation. NCBI's taxonomy places the organism in Eukaryota, Viridiplantae, Streptophyta, Magnoliopsida, Caryophyllales, Amaranthaceae. Gene Ontology annotation, cellular component: cytoplasm; eukaryotic translation initiation factor 3 complex. The transcript has 7 exons. Bases 130 to 1689 code for a protein of 519 amino acids.
AACCUUCGGACUCCCCUUCACUCCCACACAAAACCCUAAUUUCAUUCUUUCACACUCUCUCUCUCUCCUAUCCUUACACAACUUCAUCUUCCUCUUUCUCUUUCUCUCUCCUCCUUCAACUCGACAACAAUGGCGGCACCCUACGACUACGACGACCGCACCUUACCCCCACCCUCCUCUGCCGACAAUGGCGGCUACGACCCAACCUUCGUCCCUGACUCCGUCAAAUCCUUCGUCGUCCACCUCUACCGUCACAUCCGCGAGAAAAACGUCUACGAAAUCCACCAGAUGUACGAAAACUCCUUCCACACUUUAAGCGAUCGCAUGUUUAAGGACACUCCUUGGCCUUCUGUCGACGCCAUCGCUCCUUUCGUCGACAACGAUCAUGUCUUCUGCUUGCUUUAUCGCGAGAUGUGGUUCCGUCAUCUUUACGCUAGACUUCAACCUACUUUGAAACAAAGGAUUGAUAGUUGGGAUAAUUAUUGUAGUCUUUUUCAGGUUGUUCUUCAUGGUGUUGUUAAUAUGCAAUUGCCUAAUCAGUGGUUGUGGGAUAUGGUUGAUGAGUUUGUCUACCAGUUUCAGAGUUUUUGUCAGUAUAGGGCUAAGAUGAAGUCUAAGACUGAGCAGGAGAUUGCAUUGCUUCGACAGUUUGAUCAGGCUUGGAGUGUAUAUGGUGUUCUUAACUACCUGCAAGCACUUGUUGACAAGUCCAUGAUCAUUGAUAUUUUGGAGCGAGAGAAAGAGGGCCUCGAACAAUUCACUGCAGAUGAUGGAUAUGAUUAUAAUGGUGGAAGUAAUGUUUUGCGGGUGUUGGGGUACUUCAGCAUGGUUGGCUUGCUUCGAGUUCACUGUCUGUUGGGGGAUUACCACACUGGAUUGAAGUGCUUAUCUCCGAUUGACAUUAGUCAGCAUGGUGUUUAUACCACUGUAAUUGGAAGUCACAUCACCACUAUUUAUCACUAUGGUUUUGCAAAUCUUAUGUUACGGAGAUAUGUUGUGGCAAUUCGUGAAUUUAAUAAAAUUCUGCUGUAUAUUUACAAGACUAAACAAUAUCAUCAGAAAUCUCCACAAUAUGAGCAGAUACUGAAGAAAAAUGAGCAAAUGUAUGCUUUGCUAGCAAUUUGUCUCUCUCUUUGCCCCCAGACAAAGCUUGUUGAGGAAACCGUAAACUCUCAGCUCAGGGAGAAGUAUGGUGAGAAGAUGAGUAGGAUGCAGAGGUACGACGAUGAGGCGUUUGCUCUGUAUGACGAGCUUUUCUCAUAUGCGUGUCCCAAAUUCAUAACUCCUUCCGCUCCAAACUAUGAUGAACCGCUUAUCAACUACAAUCAGGAUGCUUACAGACUUCAAUUGAAGCUUUUCCUUUAUGAAGUGAAGCAGCAACAAUUACUUGCCGGUGUUCGCACUUUUUUGAAGGUGUACUCUACCAUCUCUCUCGGAAAACUUGCUACAUACAUGGAAGUGGAUGAGGUUACUUUGAGGACAAUCUUGAUGACAUACAAGCACAAGACACAUUCCGUUGAUGCUGAGGGCAAGAUUAUCUCCAAUGCCGAUAUUGAUUUCUACAUUGAUGAUGAUAUGGUUCACAUUGUUGAAUCUAAGGCACCCAAGCGAUAUGGUGAUUACUUCAUGCGUCAAAUUGCCAAGCUCGAAGGCGUGAUGAACGAUAUGGACAGGAUAAAGAUUAUCUGAAUCACAGUGUUGUUUCAUUUGUAGGAUGUGCUACAUGGGCUUUCCUCAGAUUUAUCUUUUAUGCUAUUGUGUUGCUACCAAUUGUACUAGUUUCUUUUGAUGUAUUCUCCUUUCCUCCCUUCCCCAGUAACGGAAUCUAGUUAGAUGGAAAAAUGGAUUUUUUUAGAUGGAAUCCGAUUUUUCGAAGUACAAGGAGAAAAGGAAUACUGAGCUCAAGCAAUUUUGGUUUAUGUGGUGUAUGGCUUACAUCCUUGCUAUUCAUUUGAAAUUGUAUAUUUAUGAGAACAAUUAGAUCUAACAUCUACAUUACCUUCUUUCCAA